Molecule: messenger RNA, 2278 nt
Organism: Cajanus cajan (pigeon pea)
Lineage: Eukaryota; Viridiplantae; Streptophyta; Magnoliopsida; Fabales; Fabaceae
Biological process (GO): glucan catabolic process
Molecular function (GO): beta-glucosidase activity
Source: RefSeq, a predicted model, not a curated record
GUUGGAGCAAGAACAUUAGCUCAGACUCAUUGACAAGUAGUGUACCUUGUCUUUAUCCGUUGUUCAAAUAAGUUCGGAUGCAAUAAGCCAUGGCUUGCGUUUAUAAGAAUCCCAACGAGCCCAUUGAAGCUCGUGUGAAGGACCUUCUUUCCCGCUUGACUUUGAAGGAGAAGAUUGGUCAGAUGACCCAAAUUGAGCGCAGUGUUGCUGCCUCUUCUGCAAUUAGAGACCUCUCUAUAGGUAGUAUACUCAGUGCUGGUGGCAGUGCACCAUUUGAAAAUGCACUGUCAUCUGAUUGGGCUGAUAUGGUGGAUGGCUUUCAAAAGUCAGCUCUACAGUCACGACUGGGAAUACCUCUCAUCUAUGGGAUUGAUGCUGUUCAUGGCAAUAAUAAUGUCUAUGGUGCUACCAUAUUUCCUCACAAUGUUGGCCUUGGUGCUACUAGGGACAGUGAUUUAGCUAGAAGAAUUGGAGCUGCUACAGCACUAGAAGUUAAAGCAAGUGGAAUUCACUAUAGUUUUGCUCCAUGUGUGGCAGUCUGCAGAGAUCCUAGAUGGGGAAGAUGCUAUGAGUGUUACAGUGAGGAUACUGAAAUAGUCAGAAAGAUGACUUCCAUUGUCUCAGGUUUGCAAGGCCAGCCACCACAAGGACAUGAACAUGGAUACCCUUUUGUGGCUGGAAGGAACAAUGUUAUUGCAUGUGCCAAACAUUUUGUUGGAGAUGGAGGUACGGAUAAAGGUGCAAAUGAGGGAAAUACUAUAUUAUCUUAUGAAGACUUGGAGAGAAUCCACAUGGCACCUUACUUAGACUGCAUCUCCCAGGGAGUUUCAACCAUUAUGGCCUCCUAUUCUAGCUGGAAUGGACGCCAACUCCAUGCUGACCAUUUUCUUCUGACUGAAAUCUUGAAAAAUAAGCUGGGUUUUAAGGGUUUUGUUAUUUCUGACUGGGAGGGACUCGACCGACUAUGCCAUCCUCGUGGAUCAAAUUAUCGGUACUGCAUCUCUUCUGCCGUCAAUGCUGGGAUUGACAUGGUGAUGGUGGCUUUAAGAUUUGAACUUUUCAUUGAAGAGUUGACCUCUCUGGUUGAAUCAGGGGAAGUACCUCUAAGCAGAAUUGAUGAUGCUGUUGAGCGAAUUUUGAGAGUAAAGUUUGCUGCCGGGCUUUUUGAAUUUCCUCUGAGUGACAGAUCUUUGUUAGAUAUAGUUGGUUGCAAGCCACAUAGAGAUCUAGCACGUGAAGCAGUUCAAAAGUCCUUGGUUCUGUUGAAAAAUGGAAAAGAUCUUAGCAAACCUUUUCUUCCAUUGAGCAAGAAUGCCAAGAGAAUCCUUGUUGCUGGAAAACAUGCUGAUGAUCUUGGAUAUCAAUGUGGAGGUUGGACUAAAACUUGGUACGGAUGUAGUGGCCGGAUCACCAUUGGGACAACAAUUUUGGAUGCUGUGAAGGCAACUGUGGGAGCUGAAACAGAAGUUAUAUAUGAGAAAUAUCCGUCGAAGGACACGAUAGAGCAUAAUGAAUUCUCUUUUGCAAUUGUAGCUGUUGGUGAAGCUCCAUAUGCAGAGAGUUUGGGUGACAAUUCAGAGCUUGCAAUCCCCUUCAAUGGAGCUGACAUCAUAAGCCUAGUUGCUGAAAGAAUACCAACUCUGGUUGUUCUGAUAUCUGGAAGACCCUUAGUCUUAGAGCCAAGGCUAUUGGAAAAGAUUGAUGCCCUUGUUGCUGCUUGGUUGCCAGGAAGUGAAGGAGAGGGAAUCACAGAUGUUAUCUUUGGCAGUCAUGAUUUCAAAGGUAAACUACCAGUGACUUGGAUCAGAAGAGUUCAACAGCUUGAUCAGCCAACUGAUGGGGUCAAUUCAUGUGAACCAUUGUUUCCUCUUGGUUUUGGGCUGACAUAUAACUAAGACUCUUCCAACCAGCAAUAGACGCGCCUCAGUUAGAACCUUAAGUCUGUUUAGAUACAAUCUUAAAAAGGUUUGUCAGAAUUUUUUUUUAUUGAAAAUAAAGAGUUUUUUUCAAUAGAAAAGUUUUCAAAAAAUACUUUAAACUUAUAUUGAAACAAACUCUACUAGUUGCCUCAAGACUCAAAGAGAAUUUACAUGAAUAAGUGCUAAAGUUCUCUAUAGCCAAGGGCUUAAUAAAAGUAAAUUCUCAAUAAUGCUUGGCUUCCAUACAGUUAAUCUCCUGGGUUCAGUUGAGAUUGUUAGAAAAUUGUGUGAAGCUUGUAUAUUUGAAACUUACUUUAGAGCUUGCAAUAUACCAACCAUAAUCAAUUUGUCCCUUCCCA